Molecule: messenger RNA, 918 nt
Organism: Salvia hispanica
Lineage: Eukaryota; Viridiplantae; Streptophyta; Magnoliopsida; Lamiales; Lamiaceae
Product: ras-related protein RABF2b-like
Molecular function (GO): GTPase activity; GTP binding
Source: RefSeq, a predicted model, not a curated record
CUCCAAAACCCGACUAUAAUCCUGUUUUUUCACUAAAAUCAAUUCCAAUAAAAAGAUUCAAUUUUCAGCUGCUCGGACGCUGAAAUCCAGCUGCUGAUCAGUGCGUUAUUGUUGCUAUUCAUGGCUUCCAGCGGAAAUAAGAGCAUCAACGCCAAACUGGUGCUUCUUGGAGAUGUAGGAGCUGGAAAAUCUAGUUUAGUUUUGCGUUUUGUGAAAGGGCACUUCGUUGAGUUUCAGGAAUCGACUAUAGGUGCUGCAUUUUUUUCACAAACAGUUGCUGUGAAUGAUGCAACUGUAAAGUUUGAAAUAUGGGACACGGCAGGUCAAGAAAGAUACCACAGCUUAGCUCCGAUGUAUUAUAGAGGAGCUGCUGCUGCGAUAAUUGUUUAUGAUGUAACAAACCAAGCAUCCUUUGAUCGGGCCAAAAAAUGGGUCGAGGAGCUCAAAGCACAAGGCAACCCAAAUAUGGUCAUGGCUCUUGCUGGGAAUAAAUCAGAUCUGUUGGAUGCGAAAAAAGUGGAACCCGAGGACGCACAAACCUAUGCAGAGGUGAACGGUCUUUUCUUCAUGGAGACAUCAGCGAAGACCGCAACUAAUGUCAAUGACCUGUUUCAUGAGAUAGCGAAGAGAUUGCCUCGUCUGCAGCCAGUGCCAAACCCAUCAGGCAUGGUCCUUGUGGAUCGAACAGCAGAGAGGCCAGCCAGUGCUUCGUGUUGCUCUUAAGAGCUAAGGCGGACCCCCUUGCCCUCGUUAUCUACAAGUCGUGUCAUGCUAUCGUGUUGUGUCAUAAAAUUCUUUGAUGGAUAUAGCGUGUAUCGUUCCGUUCAUUCAUUAAUAUUUUGUACAGGAUUUCAACUGCUUGACUGAAAGAGAUAAUAUAUUUUUUGUGUUAAAAUGUUGAAAUUGUUUAGAUUCGUA